GCUUCAUUUCACUCAGGCGCCCACUAGGGCACCUAAAACGUGAAAAACUAGGUUAAUCCCGCCCUUUGCGGCUCGCUAUUGGUCUAAAAGCUGCACGUUAGGCGAAAUCUGAUUGAUUAUUGGCUGAUGUAGCUGCUCGUCAUCGCGUAGUCCGCGUUUUGGGAGUAUAUAAGUCACAGAACCGCCUCCCGUCCGCCAGAGCGAGGUUCUGCAGCUGAGCGGAAAGUUCUGAUAGGAGAGAGAUAGAGGAGUUUAACCAACAAAAUAAAACAGCAAAACAUUAAUAACUAAUUUAUUAAUAACUAUUAAUCUAUAAUUUACACACAGAUACAUUUAAUCCAUAUUUAUAUGCAUAUUUAAAAGGGAACUGGGCAGCGUUUAUUGAGCUUUAUUUUUGAGCUCAGGAUAUGUGUGUCUGUGCUCAUGACUUAUUCAUGAGUGUCAUGAGUGGAGGCGUGACCAUGCAAAUUCGCGGCGUCCGGGAGGCGGAGCUUCGCACAGGAAAGGUGGGUCCAUGCUUUCAGACGUAAACUCAACGAUUUCUGCUUUCUGCUGCUUCCAGCUGCGAUUCUUACAGAUCAAUGUCUGAUCCUUCAACUCUACCACCUUGAACUGUACUGAUUGGAAGAUGAUUGAGAUGUCUGUUGACGAUAAAGAGACUGUUUUACCUAGCGAGCGUCCAGGCGACGCCUCCUUACCCCCACCGCCUCAACGGCCCACUCAACUUUUAGAGAAAUGCUCUGAAAACCAUCAGCAACCUUUGGAGAAAUGCAUCUCCAAGCAGGAAGGGACUCAUAGCCCUGCUGAUCGAGGAUCUGAAGAACCUGAGGAACUUCAGGAACUUCAGGAACCUGAGAAACAUGGAAACGACAACAUUGAUAAUCAUACAGGACCUGAUUCCUCCACCCAAAUCCAGAACGGCGUCCAGCAGCCCAAAUCCCAGCAGAAGCUGAACAAGCGUCGCAGCACCAUGAGCAGCGGCUUCAAGCACCCGGUGUUCGGCAAACGCCGGCGCCGUGCCAACUCUGAGAGCGAGUCGGUUCUACCCACCAACUUCUAUUUGGGUGGGAACAUCUUCGAUCCGUUGAAUCUCAACAGUAUGUUGGACGAAGAGGUCAACCAGGCACUCAAUGCCGAGACGCCGAAAUCGUCACCACUUCCAGUGAAGAACAGGGACCCUGUGGAGAUCCUGAUUCCGAGAGACAUCACCGACCCUCUGAACCUGAACUCCUCGACGGCCGGCGACGAAGGGCUUCUUCUGUCUCCACUGAAAAGUGGUGGUGGAGGUGGAGGUAGGAGACGACAUCGCAACAGGCAUCACGGUAUUAUAGGCGUUGGUGGAAGUGGUGGUAAAGGGGUUGAAGGUGGUGUGUUACCCCAAAUUGGUGACUUUUCUGAGGCUGAGAAAGGUAAGUCUGAGACGGAGAUGAUGUUGACGUCAACGUCCUCAGAACCUCCUUUGGAUUGUGUGGCUUCUGAACCUCCAGAGAAGGAAGCUUUAGAAUCAAACUCUAUUUCAACCCAAGAAGCUCAAUGUUCGAGUGCACUAAACUCUUCCACAGAUGGCGGCGAUUCGAAACGAGACGAGAGGCCAACAAGUGGUGCACCAGUGUUGGAUACCUCCAAUCCAACACCUUCUACAACCAUCUCGCCUACUGCAACACCUGCCGUACCUGCUUCCCACCGUCAACGUAAGCGCAAACGCACUUCUAGCAAGUCUGAGAACUUUGGUGCUACCUACUGCGACAAAGCCAACAAAGCUACUACUAUUACUACUACUUCUAGUGGUUCUACUUCUACUUUUACUUCUUCUUCUUCUUCUGGUGUAGGCCAACCUCAAGCCAACCGCAACCAAGGUACAGGUCUUCAGUCAAUCCAGCAACAGCAUCCAAACCAGAGGAAGAAUCAGAAGAACCAACAGAAACCCAACCAACAGCACCACCACCAACAGCAGCAGCAGAAGAAGAAGAAAUUCCAAUAUGGCAACUACGACAAAUAUUACGGUUAUCGAAACCCGGGUUUAACGGAAGAUCCUCGACUGCGGACGCUCAAACCCGAGUGGUUCAGAGGGAAGGAAGUUCUGGACCUUGGUUGCAACACUGGCCGCCUCACCUUGUCUAUAGCCAUGAACUGGCGACCUUCACGCAUUGUUGGUUUGGAUAUAGAUGGUUCUCUGAUCCAUGCAGCUCGAAAGAACAUCCUGUACUUUCUGUCGGAGAUGCACGUGAUGAAGUCACGCUCUGGCGAGAAGGACGAGAGCGGCGACAAGGCGGAGAAACCUGAAACUACAAGUUUGGAGAAAAACUACAAAUCGGAAAGUCCUGUAGACAUGGAAGUAGAUAAAGAAGGACAGGAAGGGGAAAAGGAUGGUGUGAAGGAAGAGGAGGAGAUGGUGGAAAGAAGAGAAAAGGUGGUGGAAAAAAGGUCAGAAGAUGGAGUCGAUGGAGAUGCUAAAAAAACGAAAGGAGAAGAAGAAGCUGUCUCCGCCUCCUCAGCCUCUUCCUCCAAUGGGAAUUGUGUAUUCCCCGUCUCACUCCGGAUCUCCAGAGGACCAAUCGCUGCUCCUCCACUCCCAGAUACAAAGCCUCCGUCACCUGGGAACUUCCCUGCCAACGUCUCCUUCGUCAAGGGUAAUUAUGUACUGGACAGUGAUUUGCUGCUGGUGACUCAGAGGGAGGAGUUUGAUGUGAUUCUGUGUUUGAGUGUAACUAAGUGGGUUCACCUGAACUGGGGGGACGUCGGACUGAAACGUCUGUUUCACCGAGUUUACCGUCACCUACGACCCGGCGGCACCUUCAUCCUCGAACCCCAGCCCUGGAACUCCUACAGCAAGAGGAAAAAACUCACGGAGACGAUUACUAAGAAUUAUUACAGCAUUUGUUUAAAACCAGAGCAGUUUUCCACGUAUCUGAUCAGUGAGGUGGGAUUCUCCAGCUAUGAGCUCAUCGGAACCCCCAGCAAUUUAUCCAGAGGUUUUCAGAGGCCCAUCUACCUGUUUCACAAAGGCCCCGCCCCUCAGAAGUGACGACGUCUUCAGACCCGCCCAGCUCCUUUAACGAGUUCCUUUGACGAGGUUGUUUAACGAGGUAUCGCUGGGAUCUCUGCAGCUGAUUGGAUCUGAUUAAUUGAUUGAGUUUGGUAUCAAGGCAGCUUUUGGCCUCUUUGUGGAACUCUUUUAAAUCUCGCUGAUUUUUGAUUGGUGCAGAGGGACCACUGGGGGCGUGUCUACAGCGUUCUGUUGCAUAAUUGGAUGUCCAGAGAGUUAUAAAGAAGCAGAGACUGGAAUUAAAUGGGCUGGAAACAACGCCUUUGUUACAGAACAGUGUGGGGAAAUGAGCUUUUUAAACUGAACUUGUUGAAUUUUUGUUUCUGCAAAAUCCUUAAUUUUGUGUUUUUUGAAUAAUCUGUUUUUUUUGUGUUCGUUUUGAGGCGUUUCUGUUGGUUUGUGCUCUUCACUCUGGUUCACCAAGUUGGUAAUGUUUACUCCUGCUUUAGUUUUUCCAGUUUUUUUUUAUUUUGUUUUCUGUUAUUCUUUGAGUUAUUUUUUGUUUUCCUUGGUUUAAUAGUGAAAUCUGAUCUAAAACAGACCGUUAUCUUUUACGUUAUCUUUAUAUAUGACAUCACAUGCCCUAAUCUGCCUUCUUUUUGUUCUGACCUCUUUAAAUCUCAGCGUUUUCUUCACACUUACAAUAAUAAUAAAGCCACUUUCUGGAA
Astyanax mexicanus (Mexican tetra) is the source of this 3714-nucleotide messenger RNA. It is a transcript of the gene mepcea, whose product is annotated as methylphosphate capping enzyme a. The coding region runs from base 629 to 3025 and encodes 798 amino acids. The record is from RefSeq and is a predicted model, not a curated record. Gene Ontology annotation, molecular function: snRNA binding; RNA methyltransferase activity; O-methyltransferase activity. Lineage: Eukaryota; Metazoa; Chordata; Actinopteri; Characiformes; Acestrorhamphidae. The transcript has 6 exons. Gene Ontology annotation, biological process: snRNA modification.